Messenger RNA from Indicator indicator, 2305 nucleotides. It is a transcript of the gene PAK1IP1, whose product is annotated as PAK1 interacting protein 1. NCBI's taxonomy places the organism in Eukaryota, Metazoa, Chordata, Aves, Piciformes, Indicatoridae. Gene Ontology annotation, cellular component: membrane. The coding region runs from base 1 to 1329 and encodes 442 amino acids. The transcript is spliced from 13 exons. Gene Ontology annotation, molecular function: protein binding. The record is from RefSeq and is a predicted model, not a curated record.
AUGGAGCUGGUGGCGGGCUGCUACGAGCAGGUUCUUUUCGGGUUCGCGACGCGACCCGACGAGCCCUGGACAGUUGUGCCUGAUUUUACACAUCAUGCCCACUCCGCCUCAUUGUCAGCAGUAGCAGUGAAUAACAGAUACGUGGUCACUGGGAGCAGAGAUGAGACAAUCCAAAUCUAUGACAUGAAAAAGAAGAUAGAACAUGGGGCAUUGCUGCAGCACAAUGGCACAAUAACUUGUUUGGAGUUCUAUGGUACUGCACAUCUACUGAGUGGGGCUGAAGAUGGAUUGAUUUGUAUCUGGAAUACAAAGAGAUGGGAAUGCCUGAAAUCCAUUAAGGCACAUAAGGGGCAUGUGACAUCUCUUUCUAUUCAUCCUUCUGGGAAAUUAGCUUUGUCAGUAGGAACAGAUAAAACACUAAGAACUUGGAAUCUUGUAGAAGGACGGUCAGCCUUUAUCAAAAAUCUGAAGCAAAAUGCUCACAUAAUUAAAUGGUCCCCUGGUGGAGAGAGGUAUGUGACUGUGAUAACAAAUAAAGUGGAUAUCUACAAACUUGACACAGCUUCAAUCAUUGGCACUAUCACAACAGAGAAGAGGAUUUCUUCACUUAGAUUUAUUACGGAUUCUAUAAUUGCCAUAGCUGGAGAUGAUGAAAUUUUAAGGUUCUACAGCUGUGACUCUCAAAAAUGCCUGUGUGAAUUUAAAGCUCAUGAAAACAGAAUAAAAGAUAUCUAUAGUUUUGAAAAAGCAGGAAAACACAUCAUUGUUACUGCAUCCAGUGAUGGUUACAUUAAAAUGUGGAAUCUGGAUCUCAAUAAGAUUGAAGAUGAGCCAUCUUUACUGUGUGAAGUCAAUACCAAAGCUAGGCUGACUUGUCUUGCAGUAUGGCUUAACCAAGCUUCAGAAGUGAAAAAAAAUUCUGAUAGAGAUGUAACAUCAUCAUCUCAAGUUUUGAGCAUGGCAGUGGACUGGCUCGGCUUUGGCUACGCUGCCUUGGUGGCAUCAGGAGGGAUCAUUGGCUACGCAAAAGCAGGUAGUGUCCCAUCACUAGCUGCUGGCCUUGUCUUUGGGAGCUUGGCUGGACUGGGUGCCUAUCAGCUCUCACAGAAUCCAAACAAUGUGUGGAUUUCUCUGAUUACAUCUGGAACACUGACUGCCAUCAUGGGAACAAGAUUUUACAACUCUGGAAAAUUCAUGCCUGCAGGGCUAAUUGCUGGUGUCAGGCCACCACGAAUGAAGGCACAAACCCCCCUGCUGAACAGCAACGAGAUUCCAGAAAUCUCUGCAGAGAGCAGAAAAUUUCAGAAGUCCUUUAUUGCUGCAUUGUAGAAUUCCUAGCAUUACAGAGUUUUGGAGUCCUACUUAGAGAAGAUGUCCUGGAAACCCUUAACAGACAAAGUAGCUAACAAAAGUCCCGAGCAUAUCCCUAGCAACAUCCUUUUUAUACCCAAGCCCUAGCUGAAUCCCUAACCAAACUCCCUAGAGAAGCCCUAACCUCCCCAGUCUGCCAUACAGCUCGCAGUGGCUGUUUUUCAUACACUGUUACCAAUCACCUAACCAGUAAAAUUCAACCGCAUAUGUAAGCUAAAAUAUUUUCCCAAUAAGAGGUGCCAGCAUGUCAGGGAGGUGGCUUUUGCAGUGUGUUCCAGUCAAAGGGUGCCAACAUGAGGAUGUUGUUCUUGGCACACAUGGAAUGUUAAUGUUUUGCUCUAUGCAGCAUGCUGAGUAAUUGGUCAGCUAAGAAAUCUUGCACUCUGCACCUGUCCAGCUGCUGCCCUCUGCAGAGGGGCUGCAGCACCUGACAUUGUCCAAUCCAGAAUACUCUAUUGGCCAGUUUGGAUCCGUUGCUCUCAACAUGUUCCCUCACAGCUUCUCAUGCACCUGCACACAUGGGAAAUUGGGAUGGCCUUGAUUUCUUACCAACAAUUAAAAACAUAUUAUCAGCAUUCUUCUCAUAUCAAAUCCCAUACUGAAUCCAAACCACAGCACUAUUCUUGCUACUAAGAAGGAAACAUUGCUCUACCCCAACAGAAACCAAGACAACCUGCAAUUAAGAAAGUAUCCACAAAGAGGUACCAGGAGUAAUCAGCUCGAUAUCAAAUACAAAAAUCAGUGUAUACUACACAAUUCAUACUGAGUAUUACAGCAUGCUUUACCUCUUGCCCUCCAAGUUCAUAUACCAUGUCUGUAUAACACCACACCUCUUUUUAUUGUGAAAUUAUGAUAAAAUGUUGUUUUUCUACAAGUAAAAUAUGUCACAAACCUUAAUUUGGCAUGUUUUUUACAUCCUUCCUGUGUAGGGGGG